UGGCGCCAAUCCUCCUGGCGCUAGGGUUCGUCCGGGGAGCUCGCUCCAGGCGCUCUACGGCUGCAUUUUGGGAAAUCUCUGCGGUGUGAUGUGAUUCAGGUAUAUUUCGAGUGAUUGCCGCAUCGGCAUUUGAUUUUGGGAGGAUCUUUCAAGCUCCCGAUCGAUCGGGGCUUCUAUGUCUCAAAAGUGGAUCAGGAAUCCUCCGACGCUAGCCCACACGAUUCCAUCUCCUGGCGAGCUCAGCCGCCAGAGCAUUGGUUUCCUUAGCCCGAUCCGGUUCUCCUGCUUUAGAGCGAAUUGCCAAAGGCAGCCAACGCAAAUGGAGUGUGAUGCCUCACAAGCAACGAAGAAGAAUCCAUUCAGUGGUUUCCUGGAGAGCUCGAAGAAAGUCUUUGAGGCCGAUGAUCUUGGGCGAGAGAUUGCAGCUGUCGCUCUUCCGGCAUUGCUUGGACUUGCCGCGGAUCCACUCGCUUCUUUGGUGGACACGGCAUUCAUCGGUCAAAUAGGCUCGGUGGAGUUAGCUGCUGUAGGUGUCUCGAUUUCGGUUUUCAACUUGAUAUCAAAGAUCUUUAAUAUUCCUCUUCUCAACAUCACGACAUCUUACGUCGCAGAGGACAACGUUGCUGGAUGCGGCUUUGAGGAAGGCAUCCCGCUGACGGAAGCCGCUGAAGAAGGCCACUUCAUUGAGAAGCCUGGAAAGUCUGAGAAGCGCGUCUACCCGUCUGUUUCAUCAGCGCUGUUUCUGGGAUCGUCACUCGGAAUCAUAGAGGCUCUUGUGCUGUUGCUUGGAGCCUGGCCAAUUCUCAGAAUAAUGGGGAUUUUGGACGAUUCUCCAAUGCGUCUUCCUGCGCAGCAGUAUCUAUCAAUUCGGGCUCUGGGAGCUCCUGCAGUUGUUGUUUCUCUAGCUACGCAAGGAGUGUUUCGUGGCUUUAAAGACACAAAAACUCCUCUGUAUGCUACAGUCACGGGGAACAUAGUGAAUGUGGUGCUGGAUCCAAUUUUGAUGUUUUCUUUUGGAUAUGGAGUUACCGGGGCAGCUGUGGCAACAGUCGUGUCACAAUAUGUGAUUGCGUUCAUUUUAUUGGUGAAACUAAACGAAGUUGCUGUCCUGAUCCCGCCUGAUAUAUCAAGACUGGGCCUAAGACGUUUUUUUUCGUCUGGUGGUCUGUUGUUCACGCGAACCAUUGCAAUACUGCUUACCAUGACACUGGCAACUUCAAUGGCUGCUCAGGAGGGUGUAGCUCCUAUGGCAGCACAUCAAAUUUGCAUGCAAAUCUGGUUGGCUGCAUCUCUUCUUUCUGAUUCCCUGGCGCUCGCCGGACAGGCUGUUAUUGCCGAUUUCGUGGCACGGAACAAUGGGCAAAAGGUUAAAGAGGCAACAUUUAGAGUCUUGCAGCUGGGCAUUGUGUUUGGUUUAAUCAUGGGAGUAAUCCUUGGACUUGGUGGCCAACGCUUUUCAAAACUUUUCACCAGUGAUGAUUUGGUGAUACAAGCAUUGAUCACUAUCAUUCCGUUUGCUGUUUUGACUCAGCCUAUCAACUCUAUGGCGUUCGUGUUUGAUGGCAUUUUUUACGGUGCAACUGACUUCGCCUUUGCAGCCUACUCAAUGAUAGUGAUUGGAAUCAUUUCCUCAGCGGUUCUUUUCGCUGCGCCAUCCUUCCUUGGUUUACCUGGUGUAUGGCUUGGCUUGACUGUACUCAUGAGCCUUCGAAUGGCUUCCGGCAUUUUGAGGCUGGGGACUGCCACGGGUCCUUGGCAGUUUUUGGCAAACGAGAGCUUGGAGAUUGACAAUUCUUAGGUGCUAUCGCGCUGUAGACUUUACUAUAUCAAGCACAACAAGUCAACAACAAUAACUCACGAAAGGACCAAGGUUUUGGAACAUGUAACUUGGAUCAAUCAAAAGCAGUAUCAUUUAGACAAGGGUCCAGUCACAUACAUAUGCUUUUUCUAACUUCUACCACUCCUUUUCUUCUUCCUGUUUGCUUGCAGGGAUGAGCUGUGGCCAGCACUUUGCAAUCCACUUGGUGGCAGCAUAAAAAACAAAGGUUCUUACUUUGUUUCAUAUUGUUUUAAACAAGAUCUCUUCGUUCCCAGGUUUCUAAGUGACUGAUCAAUGGGCCAUGAAGCUUUGACUGCCUUGGUGACACAAGCACUGCGCUCAUGAUUCACAGGACGUAUGAUGGCUUGCGUUCGCUUGCAAGGCUCUGCCAAAGAAAUCUUCGGGGAGAUAUCAUCUUUGUCUAGCUCCAAGCCCAAUAGUAACUCGGACGAACAAAGUUGUUUCCAAUCUGGAAGGCGCAAAGAGGAGUUUGAAGGCCCCACAAACACAAGCACCCAAUUCUUCGUGCAUGGAGCACGAGAACACGUCGAGAAACAAGCCCGAGAGGUCCACUUUUUUUUUCUCUCUCUCUCUCUCUCUCUCACUCUUUUUUUCUUUCAUCGUCUUGCUUUGCUUGGAUUGUGAUCCAAGGCUAGCACCGAUAAAAACUCUAAAGGUUCUCUUGAUUUCUUGUCUCGUCUCGUCCUGGAAGAAACACUCCUUUUUUUUUUCCUGUGACCGGAUGGAUAGAUAGAUUUGUUAUUGGUUUGGGUGCGUGUGGGAUGAGCUAUUCUUUUAUGCUAUAAUCUACGCGAAAUCGCUUAUACAAUAGCCAUAGCUAUUUGGGAUC
Molecule: messenger RNA, 2669 nt
Organism: Selaginella moellendorffii
Lineage: Eukaryota; Viridiplantae; Streptophyta; Lycopodiopsida; Selaginellales; Selaginellaceae
Product: protein DETOXIFICATION 44, chloroplastic
Exons: 15
Coding region: 176-1798 (540 amino acids)
Biological process (GO): transmembrane transport
Cellular component (GO): membrane
Molecular function (GO): antiporter activity; xenobiotic transmembrane transporter activity
Source: RefSeq, a predicted model, not a curated record